AGCCCCUCACAGAGAAAAGUAGACAGAGAAAGAGAGAGUUUUCUCUGAUCUAAGAGACCCAUUUUCUUUUUUUAUUUUUCUUGUUAUUGAUGUAUAAAUAAGCAAUCGAGACAAGCAAUAUAUGUAUUUUUUCUAUGGGGUGUUAUUGAAUUGAAUUUUGGUUAAGACAAGACGACGAGGGCCUACCAGCAAUAUAUCUCAAAAGUCACUGUUUGGAUCACUUCCUUAGUACGCUUAGGGAAUUGGAAACUUGUUUUCAUUUCUUUCGAAGGAAUCACAUCUGAAUUAUGCAUUAUUCAUCGCCAAUUCUCAUCUAAACCGAAUUUUCAAGGAAGAGAAGAGAAGUGAAGUGAAUUUUCUCAGGAAAUAAUCAACAAGUUUUGAAGUUAGUUUUACAGAAGAUUUGCUUGCUCUUAAUGCGCCUUCGACUUCUUGGAGGCGGAUCUGCACUAUAAAGAGAAUUGAGUAGAGAAUUUUGGAGAUACGCAACGACUUAAUUAGCGAAAUUGGGUUGAAUUGUGUGUAUUUACUUGAUCUGGCGAACACAUAAUUAAAGUGUGGAUGGAGCUGCCUCAGCCCAGACCUUUUGGAACAGAAGGGAGGAAGACGACGCAUGACUUUCUUUCACUGUAUUCACCUGUUCAACAAGAUCCAACACCUCCACAAGCAGGUGGAUACAUAAAAACUCAUGACUUCUUGCAACCGCUGGAGCAAGCAGAGAACAGAAUACGGAAGGAAGAGCCUAAAGUUGAGGUAGCGGCUGUAGAGAAGCCUCCACCACCAGUAGUUGUUACUCCUUCAGUGGAGCAUAUUCUUCCUGGUGGCAUAGGCACCUAUAGCAUUUCUUAUUUGCACCAAAGGGUACCAAAGCCAGAAGCAAGCUUGUUUGCUGCAGCACAGGCAAGUAGUACCGACAGGAAUGAUGAAAAUUCAAACUGCAGUUCUCACACAGGGAGUGGUUUCACGCUGUGGGAUGAAUCUGCAGUCAAGAAGGGAAAGACAGGGAAGGAGAAUUCUGGGGGUGAUAGACACAUCCUAAGAGAAGCAGGUUUGAACACUGGAGGAGAUCAACCUACGACAUCAUUGGAAUGGCAGUCACAAUCAUCUUCAAAUCAUAAGCACAACACUACGGCCUUAAGUUCGCUCUCAUCUGCUCAACAAUCAUCGCCUCUUAAGAGCCAGAGUUUCUUAAAUAUGAUAACAGCAGCUAAGAAUGCACAAGAUGACGACGAUGAUGAUGAUGAAGAUUUUGUGAUUAAAAAAGAACCACAGUCGCACCCCAGAGGUAAUUUAUCUGUAAAAGUUGAUGGAAAUGGCAAUGAUCAAAAGCCAAACACCCCGCGUUCAAAGCAUUCGGCAACAGAGCAACGGAGAAGAAGCAAGAUCAAUGACAGAUUUCAGAUGUUGAGAGGAAUCAUACCUAACAGUGAUCAGAAAAGAGAUAAAGCCUCAUUCUUACUGGAGGUUAUUGAAUAUAUUCAUUUCCUACAAGAGAAAGUGCACAAGUAUGAGGAUUCAUACCAAGGCUGGGACAAUGAGCCUUUGAAGUUGCCAUUGAGCAAGUGCCAUAGGACGACUCAAGGUGUCAGCAAUCAUCCUCAAAGCACUAUUAAUGCAUCUGGUGCUGCACUGACGUAUGCGGGGAAGUUUGAUGAGACCAUCAUGGGGAUUUCUUCUACUAAUCCUAUCAAUGUGAAAAAACUGGAACCAAACAUAAGCAUCACAAGUUUAAACGAAAACGGUCAGCAACCUGGUUUAACAAAUAAGCCGACAACACUUUCUAUGCACCCAAACACAUUUUCAUUUUGUGGGACAAGUAGCACAGCAGCGCUAUAUUCACCAAAGCUGACAGCUGAUACUGAUAAGUUGGAGUCAAAGUCUCAUUCUCAAUUUUCGCUUAGCAGAUCACAUAUGACUGAUUAUGCUAUUCCAAAUGCUAAUCCAAAAAGGCAGGAGCUGUCUGUAGAAAGUGGUACCAUCAGCAUCUCUAGUGCCUAUUCUCAAGGGUUGUUGAACACCUUGACACAAGCACUGCAAACUUCUGGAGUAGAUUUGUCCCAAGCCAAUAUCUCUGUGCAAAUUGAUCUUGGGAAGAGAGCAAACGGGAGAGUAAAUUCUUCAGCGUCAACGAUUAAGGGUGACAAUGUUUCCACAAGCAAUCAACCGAUUCCAAAAUCCAUAGUUACAAGCACAAGGGAGGAGUCUGAUCGUGCCUUCAAAAGGCGGAAAACAAGCUAAUGCUAAUUUAAAACACUAAGCGUUCUUUUUUUUCAAUUGGUUAAAUUUAAUUGUUUUUCUUUUCCCCUUACCCUUCCUCUUCUCAAGCAAUAUUGACUUCCGCACCUGGUACAGAAAUCUCCGAUAUGAGAGAUCACAAGCCACUGUAUAUGUAAUGUACUACUACUAUUUUUCUGCCCUUCAUUUUCCUCUUUGAAUUUUGGGCUGCACAGAUUUACCUGAUUAGAGUGUGAUAUUUAUUACUUAGAGUGAACUAUUGUAUCAUUAUUAAGGCUUUCCGUGCUGAUGAUGAGAAGCUGCCUUUUUCAAGUUUAGGCUUCCAUUCAUUUGCACGGGAAGGCUAAAGGACAUUGUUCUACUCUAUUUAUUUAAAGACAUGAUGAAUUUCCAAAAGAAAAAGAAAACUUGGUAGGUUC
This is a messenger RNA of Lycium ferocissimum, 2654 nucleotides long. RefSeq names its product transcription factor BIM1. The transcript has 12 exons. Gene Ontology annotation, biological process: DNA-templated transcription. Gene Ontology annotation, molecular function: DNA-binding transcription factor activity; protein dimerization activity. NCBI's taxonomy places the organism in Eukaryota, Viridiplantae, Streptophyta, Magnoliopsida, Solanales, Solanaceae. The coding region runs from base 562 to 2238 and encodes 558 amino acids. The record is from RefSeq and is a predicted model, not a curated record.